Messenger RNA from Hippocampus comes (tiger tail seahorse), 4569 nucleotides. It is a transcript of the gene vps26bl, whose product is annotated as vacuolar protein sorting 26 homolog B, like. The record is from RefSeq and is a predicted model, not a curated record. The transcript has 6 exons. Gene Ontology annotation, biological process: intracellular protein transport. Bases 140 to 1132 code for a protein of 330 amino acids. NCBI's taxonomy places the organism in Eukaryota, Metazoa, Chordata, Actinopteri, Syngnathiformes, Syngnathidae.
GGCGCAUGCGCGAUUGCUCAGUUCAAACUGGGAAGCGACUUCCACCCGCAAACAGACGACUAUCUUUCUCUCGUUAAGUCAAGUGGUUGCAUUUUAUUUGUUGUUGCAUUCACGGGGGAAAAAAAACUGCCCAGCAACGAUGAACUUUUUUGGUUUUGGUCAAAGUGCGGACAUCGAUAUAGUUCUCAAUGAUGCCGAAACAAGGAAGAAAGCUGAGCAUAAAAGCGAGGACGGCAGAAAGGACAAAUAUUUCCUCUUCUACGACGGGGAAACGGUGUCGGGGAAGGUCAACGUCACACUCAAGUAUCCUGGCAAGAGGCUGGAGCACAACGGAAUCAAGAUCGAAUUUAUUGGCCAAAUAGAGCUCUACUACGACCGGGGAAACCACCAUGAGUUUGUUUCUCUGGUGAAAGACUUGGCGCGGCCAGGGGAGCUCACGCAGUCGCAGACGUUUGACUUUGAGUUCACUCACGUGGAAAAGCCGUAUGAGGCUUACACUGGCCAGAAUGUCAAAUUACGCUAUUUUCUGAGAGCAACCGUCAGCCGCAGACUGAGUGACAUCGUCAAAGAAGUGGACAUCGUGGUUCACACCCUCAGCACUUACCCUGAUAUCAACUCCUCCAUCAAGAUGGAAGUAGGCAUCGAGGACUGUCUCCACAUAGAGUUCGAGUACAAUAAAUCCAAGUAUCACCUGAAAGAUGUUAUUGUCGGCAAGAUUUACUUUUUGCUUGUGCGAAUUAAAAUCAAGCAUAUGGAGAUUGACAUCAUCAAGCGGGAAACGACUGGCACCGGCCCAAACGUCUACCACGAGAACGAUACUAUAGCCAAGUAUGAAAUCAUGGACGGUGCACCAGUCCGGGGGGAGUCCAUCCCCAUAAGGCUGUUCCUAGCGGGCUAUGAGAUAACGCCCACCAUGAGGGACAUAAACAAGAAGUUUUCAGUUCGCUACUACCUCAACCUGGUCCUCAUCGAUGAGGAGGAGAGACGGUAUUUCAAACAACAGGAAAUCACCCUGUGGAGGAAAAGCGACGUUGCGAGGAAGAGCAUGUCUCAUCAAGCCAUCCUUGCCUCCCAACGCUUCGAAGGCUCCUCCAACCCAGAAAAAAGCCAGGCUGGUGAAAAGGACAGCUAAGAAGUCUAGACCACUUCUGCAGCGAGUUGUGAAUAUGAAAAUUGUUUUUGUGCGUCAGGAGAGAAUGCGCUGUACUUAUUAGCUGUGCAAGUGUAUGUCAAGGGAACAGGGCAAGGUCAGAUUGUACUUGCAAAUUUUUAGAUUAGUUUCUUUGGAACAGCUGGAGGUCCCAGAUUGGUACAGUUAAUCCACUGGAGACUUAUUUCGCUGUGAUGCGUAAUUUUUCAGACAAAACAAAUACAGUGUUCCCUUGCUAUUUUGGUUGGUGCAGCUUCACUCCAUCGUGGGUUUUAAUUUUUGACGAUAACUUCAUGUAUUCUUCUUUUUUAGGGAGGGGAAAUUUGUUUUACAAAAACCAAGAACAUGAACAUUAGAGCUGGUCAGCCCCAAAAAUCGAGUUCCUGUGUGUUGUUUAAAAAUGGCCGAAUAGAAAAUAAGUCAACAUCUACUUUUGGGGGCUAUUUUGGGGCUCGUGUAACGUAUCACCCGUAAAAAGUGAGUGAACACUGUAUAGGCCAAAUUAAGUCUUGAAUUGGCAUUAGUUUUCCAAAUAUCAGCCUCUUCAUGCACUUGAAUAUAAUUUGCAAAUACAUUUUGACUUGGUGUGAGUGUGCUCUUGCACGUCUCGAACAUGGCCUUGAAUUCUAGCCACUUUGUGCUGCAGCUGUGGUCAACUCUAAAUCUCACAUUUUUCAAUGUUUAAUUGCUGGUUUGGGAAACUUAUAUUCGCUUUUAGUUCAAGAGGAAGUGAAUUGAAGAUGCUUAAAUAUUUUCAUACAUUCCACCAGAAAUGACGUAUUUAUUUUUUUAAUAGCAUCAGAUAGGAAUGAAUGCCUUACGUAGUGUAGACGUCACUUUGUGGACAUUUUUGAUUUGAAGAGGAGGGGUGGGGGAACAUUUACAGUGAAGGAAUCAAUACAUUAUUUUUUGAAAGAUCAAGCUAAUUAUAUAUUCACAUACACACUACUCAUAAAACAUUAGGGAUAUUUGGGUUUCAUGUGAAAUUUAUGGACAAUAUAAAAUGUUCACGCUACAGUGUUAUCAUACAUACGUUAACAACAAUGGUGGGUGCACCACAACAAAACAUUUCAACGCGCCAAUAACUCGUGAUGUGCCCUUUAGCAUCAAUCACAGCUUGACGACGACGUCUCAUGCUGUUCACAAGUCGACUUAUUGUCUGAUGAGGCAUGUCAUCCCACCCUUGAAGGGCAGCCCUCAGGUCAUUGAGGUUCUCGGGAGCAGAGUUUUGAGCCUCUACACGGCGACUCAGCUGAUCCCACACGUUUUCAAUAGUAUUCAGGUGCAGUGUAGGCUAUUCCAUUUGAGGUACACCAAUUUCCAACAGUCGCUCCCUGAUGAUGUGACCUCGAUGAGCUGGAGCAUUGUUGUCCAUCAAGAUGAAAUUAGACCCGUGUUGUUCAUGUAGGGGCACUAUCACUGGAUGAAAAAUGCUAUUCACAUAGUAUGGAAUUGUCACAAAGCUUUGUCAUCUGCCCACAUCGUAACACCGCCACCACCAAAAGCUCGUCUCUCGGUAUCUCCGUUGCAACCUGCCAAUGACACUCUAUGACACUCGAAGGUCAGUGGCCACUUCCGUCUGGGAACGUCUCAUUUGAAACAUCAAAUGGCAAGGAACAGUUGAUCCAUUUUUAGGUGUCGUCUUGGUCUCAUGACGUCAAAAUGUGAACAGCAUGAUGAGGACGACCAUUUAAACACCAGCUCUGGUUGAACCAGGACAUGCAUGUUUGCACUCUCCUUGAGGGGGAAAGAAAUUUCAUCUGUGCUGUAUGUUGCACAUGGAGAAUAUUUUACAAUGAAGCUGACUUGACAUUUAUUGGUGGACUCCAGGAUCAAACGCCUGUUUUGAAUUUUAUCGUGUUGGAGAGCAACAACUCGUGUAAAAUGUACUGAAACACGUAACCGUUGGAACCGUGCAUUCAAAAGCCGAGAGAAGGUCACAUCAAAUUCAGCUGUAAAGGUUUGAAUGCAUUUUAGGCUCGUCCUGUAAUUUCACCUGAAAGCCAAAUAUCCCUCCCCUUUUGUGAUGAAUCCUGAAAAGAAAUAAUCUACUCUCCAAAAAUUAAGAAAGCAACUUUAUUUCUGGGGGGUUUCAAAGUGCGGGACAGUGAAUGUACCAUCAAGAAAAACAACUGAGGGCUCUCUUAACAUCAGAACUAAAAGGCAUUCUCGGUGAUUUUGAUCUCACGCUACAACACCUCCCAGGAGAAGCGUGUUCCUUUGAAAAUCUAUUUGCUGAAUUCUUUAUUUGUUAGCUCCUCGUGCUUUCUUGUCUUUGAUCUGAUUACUUUUCAAGUUCCUAUCUCUUAUUUGCACUAUGAUCGCUUUUUAUUAUUUUUUAAUUUUUUUUUGCUGUUCUCUGGACUGUAGUAGGAACAAACCUUUUUGGUUCGUAACCACCACCGCCAGAUGAUUAUGGGCAGUGUUAGAUCAGUGUUCUCGACUAAAGCGACCCAGACGCUUUUUUGUUGGCGGCCGCUUUUUGAGAUUCAGUCUGCUUUGUGCCUCAAGAUUGAUUCCCCCCUCCCACCCCCCAAAAAACAAACAAACAUUGUUUUGAAUGCAGUGCCAGGGCAUAACCUGUUACUGUGACUUUCGAAGUCAUCAUUUACUUUGGAACACAUUUCAUCAAAUCAAAAAAAAUGUUUUCUCCUUUCCCAGAAUGGGAAAGGAAAAGCACAGAAGUGUUUUGAACUGUGAGCUUCUUUCACAAUGGAUGGCAUAGAAGUUCCAUAUAUUUUUAUAUUUCAUAUUAAUCAUGAAAGGCACGUUGUGGUGUCACGCCGACGGAUUGUGCCAACUGCUCUCGAUUGGAUAGUCUGCAUCAGGGGUCACAAAUCUUUUUAAACCCUUUCAUGCACCAAUAAUGAUAACCUGACAACCUGAUAUGAUGUCCACUGUGGUAACCGCCGUCCCUGAAAGGGUUAAAACAGAAAUGUACAAGUGUUUAAAAAGAAGACAGUGGCGCUUUUUUUUUUUUUUUUUUUUUUGAGAAAGGCAACACAAAAUAACUGGUGAGCUUUUGGUUUUUGUGGAGUUUAUUGUUUUUCUUUUUUUAGCACCAUAUCCUCAUGUGGCCGGCCGGCGGCCACCAUGUUGGUUUCUACUUUGUACAUUGUAGCCCCUUUAACUUGUGUGUGCUUAAAUUUGCUGGUUGAUUCUCAGUCUUCACUGAAAAAAAAAUAUAUUGAAAACACAUUCUAGAACAUCUGGAUCACAAUGGAAGUCUGUUUAUUUGUUGUGUUAUUUACUUGUAUAUUUUAUUUUGUCUGCCCCUGAUACAGACAGAAGCCUCUUCAAUGCAAUUUUUCAAAGAAUAUUCAAUUGAAUUAGAGUAUAAAGGAACAAUGUUAAUGAUGUCCUGUUAUUAAAUUGAGAUAGAAUAAGUAUAAACAACAAAUAAACGAUGUACAUGAUGA